Molecule: messenger RNA, 4227 nt
Organism: Vollenhovia emeryi
Lineage: Eukaryota; Metazoa; Arthropoda; Insecta; Hymenoptera; Formicidae
Exons: 3
Coding region: 1602-3542 (646 amino acids)
Biological process (GO): regulation of transcription by RNA polymerase II
Molecular function (GO): DNA-binding transcription factor activity, RNA polymerase II-specific; protein binding; RNA polymerase II cis-regulatory region sequence-specific DNA binding
Source: RefSeq, a predicted model, not a curated record
CACCACGUCGCGUUUAACGUCUCAUUUGAAGCCGACAAACAGAUCUUGGCCUUUAUUGCCACAACCGCGACGCUGUUUCUCGCCGCACGCGCCAACUUUCCUAUACACAUAUGUAUAUUCUAGAUCGCGAUUGCCGCUCGGCAGAUGAUAACUCUGGGAAUACUAUUUUUCGUCCUCAAGAGAAUUUCGAAUGUCUAAGCUCGUCUUUAAUUCGCAAGAAACGCCGACGAAUCGCCGAGCACUUGGUCGAUUGAAAAUUGCGAGAUUUAACCGACGAUUAUCUGGACAAUGUCAUAUUUCGAAUGUGGUAUUUCUAUCAUCGCGAGCUCUUCUUCCAAUACAAUCUUCGUACGCAAUCAAUUAAUAUUUAUCCAAUUAUUAAUAUCCUAAUAUUCUUAUUAAUAUCCAUUAACAUUCAAUCAAUUAAUACCCGUUCGCGCAACAUUGACGAGAAAUAGCAUCCAUAGUUCCAAGAUUCCCGUAUGAUUUCCAACGUGUAGAAUUAACGCGUUAUUAUCCCGAGUCCCGUAAUUACAAUGUAGCGUGACACAAUGGCAUGAUUGCACCCUGAAUACACGCGUUCGUAUCGCUCGCGAUAACGAGUGUUUUACACCGUGCCGCGGUGUCUUUGCGCGCCGUUGCAGAUCGUAGAGCGUCAGGUCUUGUUCACACUUGAUGCAAAAAGUCUCGAGCAUGCACGGAGGGCGAGAGGGUCGGCAAUUGAUCUGCACAAUUGUUAUCUAACUCUUUGCUCCCGUUAGGGAAUUAGUUGCGUGGCGGCGCUUAAUCGCGAAAGAUUAUCGUCAUCCCUUCUAACGAGUCGCGAGGAUCUUCCUACGUGUCUACGAAUUCUUCGCAUCUCUCGUGUAUCGUGCGUGAAACGAGGGCACGAUCAGGAGCGCAUCCUGUGGCAUCGCGAUAGAGAAGACUGAUCCUCCGGGCGCAGGUGCAACUCGGCCACGAUCGCGACGUACGCCGCCAAUCUGCGCUCGUUGGGGGCGGUUCUCGGCCGCUGCGAAGGGGGUAGAGCCAACCCUACGCGGCGCGGUGUAGGUGGUAGAAGCUCGGCUCGAAAAAGCCAAGCGCGUCUACGCGCAGCUGAUAAACAGUGCGACGAUGGUGCGCCUGCCAGCCGGCGUUCCGGCGUUCAAAUCACGAAGAGCCGCGAGAUCGGCCCGCGUCGGGAGCGUUCGCGAAAGCGGUACCGCAUCGAAUCCAAGAGCGUGGUACCUUCGUCGACCUGUAUACGCACCGAUCUCGCGCGAGAGAUCAGCCGGUGACUCUCGGAUCGUCGCGACGCGACUGCCGAGAGAUUCGAUCUGAGAAACGAACGGACCUAAGUUACCGGAGAUCGCGCGAGGGGGUACGUAAGGAAGCUCCGACCUGUGGAUGUUGCGUGAGAAUAACGAUGGCGUCGAUCUCGAUCACUUAUCACCGCGUCCCGAGCGCGAAGCUCUUAUUCGUUUGCAAUCCCUCCCCGCGCCACGCGCGACGUUAAGACGCGUCGACUUGAACGUCCGUGAAGAGGCCGAGUUGAAAGGAUUCUCGCCGAAGGGUCUACGCCGGUGGACAAGUGGAUCGGAGCCACGAAAGGUUCAACGAUGUAUGGCUUGUACAGAGCGUGGUUCGGUGGCGGUGCCACCGGGACCAGCUACCCCUGUCUACAGGACACGUUCUCGCCACCCGACACGGUGGUGCGAGUCGGUAACGAGGGCGAGCACCAGUUUGUCGCGCACAAGGGUGUGCUCGCGGCUCAUAGUGGAUACCUGAAGGCCCUGCUUGCGAGCGCGACGACGACGACGGCGACGUCGUCGAUCAGCUCGCCCUUCGACCCUGCCUGCGCGACCGUUGCCGUCACGGCGACCAACGGACAAUCGCAGCGACCGGUCACCUCCGUGUCGGUCUCGUCCAUCGGUGGAGAGGCGUUCGCGCCACUGCUCAACUAUAUGUACACCGGCCGGUUGGAGGUGACGCUCGACAACGUUUACAGCGUGCUGCUGGCGACGCAUUUGUUGCACAUGCCGGGUGCGCUGGAGCAGUGCAGGGCCGCCCUGCUGAGGCUGCGGGCACCGCCGCCCUUGCCGACGCCGCCGAUGCCGACGUCCGCGUCGACGACGACCGGGUCGCCGGCGGGGACCGCCGGCAGCAUCCUGCGGCCUAUACCGAGCAGACUGGUGGUGGGCCCACCGCUCUGUUGGCCCCCGACGACCCCGCUCGCGUAUCCACCGGCCGCGCCGGCACCGACCGCCAUGUCGCAUCUGCCGCCGUCGAUGCAGCCCUUGAUGCAACCGAGCGUGCCACCCGGGAUCAGCGUCGUCGCGGCGAGAGAGAAGCAGGAGCAGUGCGCGCAUUAUAGCGCCGGCGAAGUGUCCAAGUCGCCGCAGUCCUCGCCGAGCACGGCGCGCCACAAACGGCCAAGACUGAACCCCAGCAGAUCGAGAACCCCGGAGAUCGUGUCUACCGUGUCCACUCUGCCGUUCGUGGCCGCGGCCGCGGCCGCGUUCACCGCGUUCGCCGUGACGAGCAGCACGGCGAGUCCCGCGACGAGGGCACCCUCGCCGUCGCGCUCGGUCUCGCCGGCCCCGUCCUCCGUGUCGCGGACGCACUCGCCCGUGCAUCGCAACAGCGACAGAUCGGCGGACCGCGAGGCUCUACGGGGAGAAGAGGCCGAGGAUCGUUCCGCUAGAUUGUCCAACGAUCAGCCGCGCAAACCGUGCGCCACAACGCCCGCCGACAGAGCGUCGAGUCGCAAUCGCGGCAGCGACAGCAACGAUAACGGGGACACGUCCGCGAUGUCGGAGCACGACCGAGCGCGCUCGUCACGUCGCCGGGCCCGAAUCUCGGGCGCGAAGGAGGCCUCCACCACGAGCACCGUCUUUUCCGUGGUGUACGACAUCGCGUGCUGCGACGGACCGGUGCGCUUUCACCGUGUCUUGAACGAGAAUUAUUCGUCGGCGACGUCGCACGGACCGCACGUGCCGCCGACACGUCCGCCGAGGAACUGCCAGCUGACGGAGGGCGAGGAUCCGUCGAGCGAGAAUGACGAGAACGGCGGACCGGCGACGACGCGAGGAGGUGGCCAGGCGCGCAGCCCCAACAACGACUCGAGCAACGACGGCAGCAACAACAGCAACAACGGCGGCUGCUACACCUGCGACUACUGCAAGCACACCUUCAAGUCGCAGUACUGCUACAGGAAGCACGCCAAGCGGCACUUGUUGCCGACGAGGAUCAACGAGACGACUGCUGGCGGCGGCGACGACGGCGGGGGCGGCAGGGACAGCAGGGAUAGCAGGGAUAGCGUUAGUCACGGGCCGCGGCAGGAUGCCGCGCGCGGAAGCAGACGGGAGGUCAGAUUGCUGGACCUAAACGUGCAGUACUAUCCCUGCAAGAUCUGCGGCUGCAAGUUCCCCAGUUACUACUUCGUGCACAAGCAUCGGAAACUCUGCCACGCGAAUGACGAGGAGAGGCAAGGCGCCGCGGAUGGAGCGAAUGCGUCCAGUCGUGACGCGGACGCGUCGUCCACCCAGGAUGCUCCGUGAAACGAAAAGACACUCUCUUCCUCCCUUUCUGGCUAGGUAUGUAUUGAGGUAGCACCGCCAACUCUCUAGCCCUCGAGCGACGAAAGGAAGCAAUACUUUGUCCUAAUGUGCAAUUCUAAUGCUUUCAGAUUCCUCCUUCGUCAGUUUCCAACGUUCCCAACGAACCAACGCCCGUGGAAUGCGAACAAGAGAUUCCCCGCUCGAGAACAAGAGAAGAGACACUUUACGGACGGAACGCAAAGUACCUAUCGAUAUUCGCCCGUGUGUCGGAUAUUUAAUUGCAAAUGAGAUAGAAUGGAAAUCAAAUCGAACUACUGUAGAACAUCAUGUUCAAAAUUAAAGCGUCCUUGCGUUCAGAAAUGUAUAAAUCAUUAAAGAUAAACAGGCUCACGUACUGACGGAGAUUUAUAUAACUACUAAUUUAUGUUUAUAAUAGAUAGCACUUAAUCGCGUUUCUCUCUUUAUGUGUAUUCUUUGUCGUUACGUAUCUCAAUGUUAUAUACAUCAACGUUUUGGUACGCAUUUCGUGUACCAAGUUGCACAAAAAAAAAAUAGAAGUCUACGAUGUGAAGUUACGUAGUGACGUAAUCAAAUCUUCAAUACAUAUAACAGUUUAAUUGUGAGAAAAGCUAUAGGCGACAAAUAAAUGGGAACGCUAGUUUCUCUAUGUAAAAAGAAAAAAAAA